Messenger RNA from Blepharisma stoltei, 3122 nucleotides. The record is from the annotation of a GenBank genome assembly. Lineage: Eukaryota; Ciliophora; Heterotrichea; Heterotrichida; Blepharismidae.
AUGAAAGAAUAUAAUCGGACAAGAGAAACAAGUCCGGGAAUAACACGAACUUGACAGACCUUAUCUAUUUUGAAUCAUGUGCAAUUGCUCGAGCUUCACGAGCCAGAGUCUCUUAAAAACUUUGAAAGAGCAAAAAAACGUAAAACUGAAAUAUUUUUCCAUAUAAAAGAAUCUGGAAAUUUAGAGAAAAGUCACCAAAUUAUAAAAGUGUUUGACCCUGAAAAUUUUCUUACUCCCCCCCCCCCCUCCGUGAGCGAACAAAAAAAUUUUGUUCGCUCACGGAGGGGGGUUAAUUUUUUUUUUUAAAAAAAAAUUUAUAUAUAAAUUUUAUAAAAUAUAUUUUUUUCGAAAUUUAAAAAAAUCCUAAUUUGCAAAAAUUGGGAAGCAAAUAUUAAUUUAAUUUGCAAAAUUUAUGUUUUAAAACGCAAUUUGUUUAAAAUUAAAACAGAAUUAGCUCUAGAUUUCAUUAUACUAAUUAUCACUUAUAUAUCAAAAUUUUUUUCCAUUAAAAUUUUUUCUAUUAAAAAAAUUUUUGUUCACUCACGGAGGGUGGGUUUUGGUCAAAAAAUGGCGAUUUUUCUAAUGGUUUUGUUCGCUCACGGAGGGGGGGGGGGGGAGUUAGAGUUGUUUGAGAUGUUUUGAUCCUCGCUAUUACUACUUAUCAAUGCAUUAUAAUUCCUUUUAUUUUAUCAUUUAAUCCUAUGCCAAACCAUGCUGUACUUAGUUCUAUAUUCACUACAGAAAUUUUAUAUUCUAUAGAUGUCUUUAUCCAACUUAAUACAGCAUAUUAUCUUUACGGUGAAUACAUUAUUAGUAGAAAAUCUAUAAGCCUAAAUUAUAUGAAAAGCUGGUUUAUCUUGGAUUUUCUCACUCUGUCCCCUAAUUUUAUGUUUUUUCUUGAAGACAUUUUUGAGCCAGACGAAGAAAUACAGCUAAAAGAUAUAUUAACUUCUAAAAUUUUAAAUUAUAUAUGACUCCUUAAGCUUGCAAGGAUUGCCAAGAUGAAAAAAAUCAUGUACUUAGUUGAAGACUCUUUAUCAAGCCCUAAAUUUAUAGCAAUUGCCCAAAUUGGAAAAUUUUUUUUAGUAGCUAUUUUAUGGGCUCAUUGAAUCAGUUGCAUUACAUAUGUAUUUUACAAAGAUGCGUUAUUGCAUUAUGGAGAACUAUGAGCAUCAAGAAAAGAGUUUGUAAGUGACAGAUAUCUUUUUAUGCUUUUUUACGCAGUGUUAACAAUGACUUCGUGUGGAUAUGGAAGCUUCUUUAUAUCUUCGCCUUUACAAAUGAUAAACGCGAUGACCACUAUGUUUUUUGAAUGCUUCUUGUUCGGGUAUUUGAUAGGAAACCUCCAGACCAUUAUAGGCAAGCAAACAGCUAAGUCUAAGUACUAACUCCCCGUGAACGAACAAAAAAUCUUGUUCGCUCACGGAGGGGGUCAAUUUUUUUUUCGAAAUCCCGCUUCUCAAAAAUUGGAAGGCAAAUAUUAUUUAAUUUGUAAAAUUUUUGCUUUAAAACGUAAUUUGUUUAAAAUUAAACAGAAUUGUCUCUAGAUUUCAUGAUACUAGUUAUCACUUAUAUACAAAAUUUUUUCACAUAAAAAAUUUUUUAUAUUAAAAAUUUUGUUCACUCACGGAGGGUGGGUUUUUUUGGGCAAAAAAUAGGGAUUUUUUAAUGAUUUUGAUCGUUCACGGAGGGGGGAGUGAGAAAACGUCCAGGAUCAACUUCGAAAGUUCAUGUACCGGAAAAAUGUUCCUAAACUGCUCAGAGGAAGAAUAUCAGAGUAUAUUACAUAUCUUAAAAGAAGCAGCAAAAAUAAAUUUAAUGAUGAAGAAUUGCUCAAAUGUUUAAGUGCUCAGUUAAAAGACGAAAUUUAUAUACAAACUCGUGGACAGUCCUUAAACGAUUGUCCAGCAUUUGGCAUUUACGCUACAAGUUUUUUAAGGGCUUUAGGGAGAAAUUUGGAAAUCAAAGUCCAUGCUCCUGGCGAUUUGCUUUUUAAAGAAGGAGAAAUGAGCAAUGACGUGUAUUUUUUACAGAGCGGAACUGUUGAAAUUUAUCAUGAAUCUACUCGAACCGUUUUUAAGGAGCUUAAAAAAGGAAAAUAUUUUGGCGAAAUCUCUUUUUUUUUGGACUCUAUAAGGAGUGCUUCAGCUCGGUGUUUAGUUUAUAGUGAAUUGCUGUCUUUAAGUAGGUCUGCACUAAUGAGGAUGUUUAUAUCGAGGCCUAGAGAAAGAGAAAUCACAGAGCUGCUAAUAAAAGAAUGUAAAGAAGACCUUUCAGCCCUUGGAGUAAGAUGCUAUUUAUGUGCAACACUAGGACAUAUUGCUCGUGACUGUGAUCUCUAUAAGUUUCAGCUUGAUAGGAGCAAAAUUGCGCAGAUGGCUGAUAAGGAUAAAUACAGAUGAGGAACAUAACCUAAAUAUUGAAGUAAGCAUUCCACUUAUUAGAAGUCCAGUGCCUAAUUUCCUAUUUUUUUAUGCGUUAGAUUAUAGGUUUUUUCUUAUUUAAUUAAUUAGAAAAUACAUUAAUUUGAACGAUAGACUCAUCAAAAAAAUAGAAAGGAAACGAAAAAUUACCAACCAUUUUGAGCAUUUUUCUCUACAAAAUAUUAUUGGAAAAAAUGAGCCAAAAUUCAAGAGAGAAUCUAUGGCAGAAAAGGCUGAAAAACUAUAUGUUGAAAAAGACUUAAAUAAAAGUAGUUCUAAGCUAGCGUUAAUUCAAGAUGAAAGUGAAGAGGAAGUUGACCAACAGACUGCCCUUCCAGCUUCCAUGAGAUAUAGAGAAAUGUUUUUAAUUAAUUCCCUUACUCCUCUGGUUAAAUUAUAAAAUCUGCUAAAAUUUAAAGGGGUAAUUUUAUGAAAAAAUAUGCAAUUUUUAACAGUAAAAAAAAUUAUAAAACUUUAAUUUACUAAAUUAGAGUUUCUAUGUACAAAAUUAUUUUUUACCUACAGUUCCCAUUUAGGUUACUGAAAUAAAUACAAAAAAUGAAAAUUUUUACCAAUAUUUCUUCCAACAUAAAAGGAGAAGUUAAGAAUAGAACCAAUAAACAAAUUUCCGUAAACGUACCAGAUUUGUCCUAUAUCGCAGGUGACCAAUUUGGAGAUCUCGAGGAUUCACCAUAUUAG